This is a messenger RNA of Rhipicephalus sanguineus (brown dog tick), 1328 nucleotides long. RefSeq lists its product as uncharacterized. The record is from RefSeq and is a predicted model, not a curated record. Bases 623 to 1309 code for a protein of 228 amino acids. NCBI's taxonomy places the organism in Eukaryota, Metazoa, Arthropoda, Arachnida, Ixodida, Ixodidae. The transcript has 2 exons. Gene Ontology annotation, molecular function: nucleic acid binding.
CCUACCAAGCAGCGUUGACUUCACCACACUAAUGACGGCCCAACGCAGCGAUCCGGAGUUGCAGCACCUACUGAAGUCCACAACCAGCGCCUUGAAGCUGCAAUGGGUAGAUGGGCCGACAGGAGCUGUAUGUUGUGACAUGUCUACCGGUAGGGCCUGACCGUUCGUGCCCCCGGAUCUUCGCCGCAACAUUUAUGAAUCGCUGCACGGCCUCUCGCAUCCAGGAAUCCGAGCCACUCAGCGACUCUGCACAGCUAGGUUCGUGUGGCCCGGAAUAAACCGGGAUGUCCGACGUUGGACUCGGGAGUGCCUAUCCUGUCAGCGCUCCAAAGUGCAGCGCCAUACUGUGACCCCUUUAGGAUCUUUCCCCGAGCCGGACACUCGAUUUUCCCAUGUGCAUUUGAACAUUGUCGGACCACUGCCUUAUUGUCAAGGGCAAAACUACUUGCUAACUUGCGUCGACCGCUUCACGCGAUGGCCGGAGGCCAUCCCCAUCCCAGAUAUCACUGCCGAUACGGUUGCACACGCUUUUAUCUGCCACUGGGUAGCGAGAUUCGGAGUCCCAUCGACUGUGACAACGGAUCGCGAAACGCAAUUCGAGUCUGCCCUAUUCGGGAACAUCAUGCGGGUCCUAGAAAUCCGGCGCAUCAGAAGAACGGCCUACCAUCCCAUCAGCAACGGUAUGGUGGAAAGGUUCCAUCGCCAACUGAAGGCUAGCCUGACGUCAACUUCAAGUCACAGUUGGGUCGAGGCUCUACCUCUGGUUUUAUUGGGAAUUAGGUCGGCUCUGAAAGCGGACAUUGGCUGCUGCUCGGCUGAACUCGUAUACGGCACAACACUUCGCCUGCCGGGGGAGUUUGUCGCCGACAGUAAAAACGCAAAUGCCCAGGCCAACAGCGAGUACGCCCUGCGACUGCAGGACAUUAUGAGCAAGCUGCGCCAUGUCCCUCCGCGUCUGCCAGCACCAAGGCCUGUCCACGUCCCCAGUGAUCUCUCCUCCUGUUCUCACGUAUUCGUGAAGCACGACGCUCUGCAGCGUCCACUCCAGCCCCCUUAUGAUGGGCCCUUCAAGGUGGUGAAACGAGGAGAAAAGCACAUCACGAUCGACAGAGGUGGCCGUCAUGACGUGGUCUCGCUUGACUGCGUAAAACCAGCGCACGUGGAUAACAACAGUGAAGUGCGUGCACCACCUCGAGUUCCACAGCCAGAAAGGCUACCAGCAGACCAGACUGAACCAGUCCAACCAUUCGUCGAAAGGUUCACGCGGAGUGGACGACGCACAAGACCUCCGGUGCGAAUGAACUUAUGAACCACAACGUGGUGUUGAC